Molecule: messenger RNA, 1468 nt
Organism: Aricia agestis (brown argus)
Lineage: Eukaryota; Metazoa; Arthropoda; Insecta; Lepidoptera; Lycaenidae
Product: alpha-(1,3)-fucosyltransferase C-like
Exons: 3
Coding region: 1-1254 (417 amino acids)
Cellular component (GO): membrane
Molecular function (GO): alpha-(1->3)-fucosyltransferase activity
Source: RefSeq, a predicted model, not a curated record
AUGCCUAAGAUUUUUAAAACUAUAAUAUUCGCCGGCUCCUGCGCGCUCCUCGUGUAUUUAUUAAAAAGUGAAUUUCUCGAUAGCGAUGAAGAAAUUGAAUUAAAAUAUUUAUUGAGAACGCCGGGAACGCUCAAGAAAAUAAGGAAGGAAAUAAGGAGCACGAGAAAUGUAAGCGCAGCCCAGAAAUAUACAAGACCUAGAAGGUUACCUAACGAUUACAAGUACAUUUUGAAGUGGACUCAGGCGUUCAGUCACUUCGAUUCGCCGAUGUUUAGAAACGGACAGAAGGUUUUCUUAGAUCACAACUGCACCUUCAAAAACUGUUACAUGACCAACGACAAGAGUCUGCUCGUCGAUCUAAGACAUUUUGAUGCGAUUAUCUUCGACGCGGAGAACACUUGGGAUGCCCAUCCUCCCUUAACAUUUCCUCACCAGAUGAGGAUCUUCGCUUCAAUCGAUUCGGCGACCAACGAUCCGGUGUGCGACGAGUAUUACGACGACUUCUUCCAUCUGACGUGGACCUACAAAUUGGACUCCAAUAUCUCCAGCCCCUUCAUUAGGAUUCAAGAUAAAAACAAUAAUGUGAUCGGCCCCAGGAUAAACAUGCCGUGGGUCAGCCCGAUGGAGCCGACGGGCGAGGAUGUGAUCGCGAAGCUUAACGAUAAGGAAAAUGCGGUGGCCUGGUUCGUUACUGAUUGCCAUCUGAUGCGUCGAAUGACUGUUGUGAAGGAUCUCGUCAAAUCCCUGAAAAAACACAACUUGAAACUGGACAUUUACGGCCCUUGUGGAAACUUGACGUGCCCGAGAAAUAGGAUGGAGGAAUGCUUGGGUAUUUUGCAGCGAAAGUACUACUUUUACUUGGCAUUCGAGGACUCGAAUUCCGAAGACUAUGUAACGGACAAGAUACUGUAUCCUUUACUACACUACACUGUGCCUAUCGUGUUCGGGGGAGCGGACUAUUCUAGAUUCCUCCCUCCCGGCUCGUACGUCGAUGCUGGAAAAUUGAAAUCCGAUCAAGUCGUCGAUUUAAUGGUUGAGGCCAUGCGCGCGCCCGCUGUUUACCGGGAUUAUUUCAGAUGGCGCAAGUACUACGUGUACAAAGAAUCGCCUGGAGGUGCUGACGUGUGCAAACUGUGCGAACUUCUCGACGAACCGAACUUCGGAACACGGAACAACUUCAGGCGGUGGUGGAAUUCUAAUUAUGAAAAUGUAUGCAAGAUCCCAUUCAUCAGGAAUUCGCAAUUUAAAUUUUGAUUUAGUUUUAAGGUGUUCCUGUACUUGAUGACAAUUGGGUGUGUGUGACAGGUUUAGGGCAUUACCAUUCUUUAGCUGCAAAACGGGGAGCCGUUUGUAGAUUAAACCGCUUGUAGAAUGUAGAUUCACGUGAAUCUACAAGCGGUUUAGAUAGUAUGAACAAUCUAAAAUUUUGUAAUAUAGUCAUUCCAUUUUUGCUACCUUAGGUUGGGUU